Molecule: messenger RNA, 1890 nt
Organism: Phytophthora infestans T30-4
Lineage: Eukaryota; Oomycota; Peronosporomycetes; Peronosporales; Peronosporaceae
Product: guanylate-binding protein, putative
Exons: 1
Coding region: 1-1890 (629 amino acids)
Molecular function (GO): GTPase activity; GTP binding
Source: RefSeq, a predicted model, not a curated record
AUGUCGGAAUUCCCAGAGGAGCCUGUGCCGCUCAUCACGUUCAGCGAGGACGAGGACCAACUUAAGGUGAAUGAUGAGGCUGUAGAGCUUCUUCGUCGUAUCGAUGGCCAUGUGGCUGUGGUGGCCAUGGCCGGCCUCUACCGCACAGGCAAGAGCUCCAUGCUCAACUGGCUGCUAGACAGGCAGAGCGGCUUUCGUGUGGGCCCCACUAUCGAACGCUGCACUCGCGGCAUCUGGCUAUGGGGCCAACCACAGCGCCACACGAUGGCGAAUGGAGAACACGUGUGGGUGCUCAUGCUGGACACGGAGGGAAUGGGCGGUCUCGAGGCGUCGCAGCAGUAUGACGCACGCAUCUUCUCACUAGCCACUCUCCUCUGUUCCAAGCUCAUCUAUAACAGCCAAGGCAGUGUGGAUGAAAAAGCCAUUACUGGACUCAGCUUCAUUGCCAACCUGGCCAAACACAUUAAAGUCAGCGCGUCAGGUGAAGGAGAAGACGAAGAUGUGAUGCAGUUCCACAGCUUCUUCCCGUCCUUCCUCUGGGUCGUUCGAGACUUCACGCUAGAGUUAGUAGACGAGGAUGGAGACCCCAUCUCCAGCAGUGACUAUCUCGAACGCGCAUUAGCCGAUCAGCCACGUACCCCUGCCAAUAUGGAACGUAACCGUAUCCGCGCAAUGAUGAAGGACUUCUUCCGUGACCGCGACUGCGUCACUCUGGUGCGCCCGGUACACGACGAAGCCAAAUUGCAGCAAGUAGACGCAAUGUCCAUUGAAGAGCUCCGUCCAGAGUUCCAAGAACAACUCAGCCAUGUUAAACAGAUCGUGUACGGCGACAGUCUACAGCCCAAGAUGCUGCAAGGCAAGCCGCUUAAUGGCAGUAUGUUCGCUGGUUUACUCCAAGCGUACGUAGCUGCUAUCAACAGUGGCGGUGUACCAGUCAUCACGUCUGCAUGGGAAGGAGUGACUGCCAGUGAGUGUCGAAAGGCGAUGAGUACUGCCGCUGAGACCUUCAAGAAGAGUCUGGCAGCCUUGGACUUGCCACUGGACGAUGAAGAUCUCGUUGAAGGCAUUAAAGACGCCGAGGCACAAGCAAUCGCGCAGUACCGUGCUGCUGCAAUUGGCGACAGUGCAGCCAAACUCGAAGCUGACCUACGUAAGCGCAUGGAAGACGAUAAAGCAGUCUGUGCACGUACUAACGCAGCACAGAGCAAGGAGAUGUGCGACCGCUUGUUGCAAGUGUUGUAUGCUGAGCAGAUCCAGCCCAAAUUGGCCUCUGCUAGCGACGAAUUCGGUGGAUUCGCCGACAUGCAGCAGUUCUCACGUGAGUGGCAAGCGUUCCGUGACGCCUACUUGAAGAAAGCUCGCGGUGGAGCCAAACUCGAGUGUCUGUUGACAUUCUCCGAGGCGAAAUACGCCGAAGCGAUGAGGAUUCUAUUGAGUCGACAGGAAGAGGGAUACGAAAAGGAGAUCCGGACGCUGCAAGGCGACGUGUCCAAAGUGAAGGAGGAACUGGGCAGUGUAGGAGGCCGCGAACAGAUCUACAAGGAGCAGAUCGAGCAGAUGCAAGUGCAGUCGUCUCAGAUCAUGUCGGAGAAGGCGCGUUUCGAGGCCGAAGCUGAAGCGCAACGUGAACGGAUCGCUAACUUGGAGAGUAUGUUGCAGGACGAGGCUACUACCAAGCAACAUGUGGAGAUCGAGCGGGAAUCUGCGGGGCUGAAGCUCUCGAGUGAGUCCAAGAAGCGCGAAGAAGUCGACAGUGAACUGGCACGCAUGAAGUCCGAGUACGAACGUGUGGUGCAGGAGAAAGAACGACAGGAGAUGGAGCUCAACUUGUUGAGUGAGGAGUGUCAGCAGCUCCGGAAGGGCCAGACUUGCGGCUGUACUAUCUCCUAA